UGAUGGAAAUUGUCAUGUAGUGACUUGCAGUGUUUACCCUUGCAGUGUUUACCCUUGCAGUGUUUUAGCGUGCUCGCAAAGGCAGUGUUUUAGUACGCAGACAUGCUUGUGCAGAAUGCGCCGCGCCAGGUUGGCAAGCAGUUGUGAAAUACAGACUCACGUAGCAGAUCGGGGAUUGUGAUGGUCCUGCAGGGAUUACGAUAGAACAUGGCGACAAGGAUGAAAAUGAAAUUGGUUACAGGAAUAUAGAGGGAGACAUGAAGGAAAGGAUGUGCGAAUGGCGACAGAUAUAUGGAUAGCCAAGGAGAGGUGCUGCAGGUGAUUUGGAUAUUUUGAGGCGAAUGUGGCGCAUUUUGAAUUGAGCAACCAGUUAUAUUUUCUUUGUUACUGAAAAACAAGAACAUAUUUGAAGAUUUUCGUAUCACUUUCAAUUGAAAAAGGAACAUGGAAGGCCUAUCUGUACCAGGUGUGAGGCAGUACCAGCAAGGAGAUGAUUUUGACAGGUGGGUAAAGUCUGUGGAAAGAUACAUGCUGGCAAUGAAUAUCAAGUCUACAGAAAGAAAAUGUGCUUUGCUUUUGCAUCUAGUAGGAGAAGAUAUAGCAGACACAUACGAAACACUGCCAGAUAUGGAAGGUGGAGAUGAAUUCAUGAAAUGUAAGGCUAAACUGUCCAGCUAUCUUUCACCAACUCGGAAUGUCAUUGCCGAGAGGAUGGCUUUUCAGAAAAUUACCAUGGAUGAGGGAGAAGAAUUUGAGGCUUACCUGACCAGGCUAAAAAAGCAAAUGAGGAAAUGUGGGUAUGCAGCACAUGAGGAAGACAGGGAGCUGCGUGACAGAUGUGUGGCAGGCGCGACAAGAGACCUGCAACAUAAGUUCCUCCAGAAGGCAGCAGAAAAGGGAGAUGCUUUGACACUGGAAGAUGUGAGAAACAUGGCAAAGGUCCACAAAGCAGUGCGUGAUCUAGGAUUGCAGUUUUCAGGUGAGGAAAAGAAGAGGAAGGAGGAAGUGGUGGAUGAGAAAAGGCACCAGGAAGAGGUGGAUGUCAUUCAGUACAAGAAAGAAAGAAGAGGAAUGAUGAAUGAAGGAAGAGGAACCAUGGGAGAAGGAAGAGGGAAUAUGGGUGAUGAAAGAGGAGCCAUGUGUGCUGGAAAAUCAGAAAAGAGAUGUUUUAAAUGUGGAAAGGAAGGACACCUACAGAAGUGGUGUAGAGACCAGGGAAAGACAGAAAGGAGUGAAGGUGCCAGAAGGUAUGGGAGACCGGAAGGUUACAGAAAUGACGUAAGGAAAUGCUUCAACUGUGGAGGAUAUGGACAUAUUGAGAGAUUUUGCAGGUCAGCUCCAGGUCGUGGUAGCAGACAGACGGAGGACACAAGAACAUGUCAUGCGUGCGGAGCGAAAGGACACUUGCAGCGAUGGUGUCCCAGGAGAACUGCAGGACAAGUGAUCCCAGAAGUGUUGAUGGCGCUGGAGGAGGCAGAAGAUGCAGAAGAAGAGAAAGAAGUGUUGAUGGCGCUGCAUGAGGCAGAAGAUACAGAAGAAGAGACAGAAGUGACAGAUGAAAGCCAGCAGGAAGAUCUGGGUAGAGACGGGACAACUGAUGAUGUCAUGAACGAUGAAGAAAACGGAUGUGAAGCUGCAAAUGAAGACGGAUGGGAAGCCGAUGUUGUGAAGUGGGAAGACGGAGAAUGAGAAUGUGGCUGGAGCACACGAACGAAGCAAGAAGAUAGAGACACUGACGAGAAGAUAAGUGAAGAAGUCACGGAAAGUGAAGAAGUUACGGAAAGUAAAGAAGUCACGGAAAGUGAAGAAGUCACGGAAAACGAAGACAAGGAAAGUGGCAAAAGAAGACAAGAGGAAGUGUUCGCGGUACAAGAGAAGUUGAAGGACAAACCCCCGACGGUGAAGAUGGGAGUGAAUGGACGUCAAAUAGAGCUGCUCAUUGACACGGGGUCGCCGGUGUCAAUCAUCGACAGCCGUGAAGCCGAGAAAGUACCAGGACUGAAGGUUCAGAAGACGGAUCUUAAACUGAGAUCCUUCACAGGUCAGGAACUCAAGGUAUGCGGAGAAGCAACUGUGACCGUGAGAUAUGACGGACAGGAGAAGGAGGCGAGGAUCAUAGUGUGCGAUCAGCCAGGACGGAUGCCGCUAUUGGGGCGAGAGUGGCUGAGGGUGAUAAAGCUGAAUUGGAAGGAAGUGUGGAUGGUCCAAAGACAGGUGAAGAAGCGAACGUUGCAGGAAGUCCUGACUGACAACAAGGAAGUGUUUGAUGCCGGACUGGGCCAGAUGACAGUCGAGGCCCACCUCACUCUGCAGCCGAACGCAGUACCAAAGAGCGUUCCAGCAAGACCGAUUCCGUACGCGCUGCUACCAAAGGUGAAUGGUGAAUUGGACCGAUGGGUAAGCGAAGGGAUCGCCGAGAAGGUAGAGCCGUCGGACAAAACAUCAGGGUGGGGAACACCGCUCGUACCGGUGCCGAAACCGUCCGGAGAAGUGAGGCUAUGUGCUAGCUACGACAUCACCGUAAAUCCCCAGUUAGUCGUGAAACAACAUCCUCUGCCAAGAGCUGAAGACGUGUUUGCAGGCGUCAACGGACAGUUCUUUUGCAAACUAGAUCUGAAAAACGCGUACCAGCAGAUGAAACUGGACAAAGAGUCCCAGGACAUGACGACAGUCAGUACUCAUCGAGGACUAUACCGGAUGCUGAGAUUGCCAUUCGGUAUCGCCAGCUGUGGCGCACUCUUCCAAGAUGCGAUGGAAAGGAUCCUUGGUGAUGUAGAGGGAUGCAAAGUGUACCUCGAUGACGUUCUGGUGUAUGGAAAGGAUGAACAAGAACUGCUUCAAAGACUGGAUGAUGUGCUCAAGAAGCUGAAGGAAAAUGGACUACGACUCUCAAAAGAAAAGUGCCAGUUCCUGAAGAAGGAAGUGAUGUAUUUGGGAUGGAGGAUCAGCGGACGAGGUAUUAGUCCAAGAGACAAGGGAGUGGAAGCAAUAGUGGAAGCGCCAGAGCCGCGAGAUGUCAGUCAACUGAGAUCACUGUUGGGAUCAAUCAACUACUUCGCAAAACUGCUUCCAGACCUCUCAACCGUACUGGAACCAUUGUAUGCACUGACGAAGAAGGGCGCGACAUGGAGAUGGACGAAGGAGUGCCGUGAAGCGGUCAACACUGUGAAGAAGAUGCUGUCAGGACCCCGAGUGCUAAUGACGUACGAUCCGGACCUACCAGUCAAGUUGAUAACGGAUGCCAGUAGCGUAGGAGUCGGUGCGGCGCUACUCCACGUUCUACCAGACGGAACAGAGAGGCCCAUAGGAUACGCGUCGAGAUCACUUACCGUGACUGAGCGAAAAUAUGCUCAAGUAGAAAAGGAGGCAGCUGCUGUAUCAUAUGGUGUGAGUAGAUUUCACCAUUUUCUGUAUGGAAAAAGGUUCACUCUAGUGACGGAUAACAGAGCUCUCUCGAGGAUUCUAGGACCUACGAAGGGACUGCCAAGUCUUGCUGCGGCUAGAUUGCAACGCUACGCAUUACAGCUAGCAACCUACUCAUACAGCGUGGAACUACGGAAGUCAGAAGACAUGCAUAUUGCGGACUGCUUGUCCAGGCUGGCUUUACCGUGCUCCGCCGAGGAGAUGAAGGAGAUCAACGAAGAUGGUGUCGUCGGAUGCUACAUCAUGUUCAUGGACGGCACAUCGCAGCUGAUAUCAGUGGAGAAGAUAGCGAGAGAAACGAAACGAGAUCCAGUGUUGGGCAGAGUCCUGAACUUCGUGAGACAUGGCUGGCCAGAAGAAACCGAAGACGAGCUGCGAGCUUACAAACAGCGGCAGAACGAGUUGUCAACCGACUUCGACUGCGUUCUGUGGGGAGGAAGGACGGUGAUACCGACGAAGCUGAGAGCAGCAGUACUGCAAGAACUCCAUCAGAGUCAUCUCGGAGCAGCGAAGAUGAAGAGUCUCGCAAGAAGAUACGUAUGGUGGCCCGGACUGGAUUCGGAACUCGAAGGAACAGCGCGUGACUGCAUAGCAUGUGCAGAGAAGAAAACAUCACCACCACGGACAGCGCUCCACCCGUGGGAACCAGCGACUAAGGCAUGGGAAAGAAUACAUGUGGACUACGCCGGACCAAUCCAGGGAACCUACCUUCUAGUGGUCUACGAUAGUUAUUCAAGAUGGAUCGAGGUGGUACCAGUCAAGGAAACUACAGCGUCAAGAACGGUGCACGAGCUGAGGGACAUGUGCGCACGUUUUGGAGUACCCGCGCAGAUCGUAAGCGAUAACGGACCGCAGUUCGUUGCCAAAGAGUUUGCGGACUUUGUAGAGAAGAACGGGAUCAAACACCUCAGAACCGCUCCUUACCACCAGAGCAGUAACGGUGCUGCAGAAAGAGCGGUACAGACGGCGAAGAACGCUCUGAGAGCAUCGGGACGCGACGGAGGAACGCUGGACAGCAGAUUGCAGCGGUUUCUUCUAGCGUACAGGGUUGCUCCUCAUUCUGCGACGGGAAGAUCUCCUGCAGAAUUGAUGCUGGGGUGGCAGCCAAAGACAAGACUGGACCAUCUGCAACCAGACCUCCUGCGAAGAGUGAAAGACGCGCAACAGAACGACGUAAACCGGAGACCAGGAGUACAUCGCACUCUUCAGGUGGGAGACGGAGUGUGGGCAAGAAGCUACACGGGACGAGACAAGUGGAGACUGGGAAAAAUUAAUGCCGCAACUGGACCAAGGUCGUUCGAGGUUGAUAUGGGAGACGGCGUAACAUGGUCACGCCAUGCCGACCAACUGUGGCCAGCGGAGAGAAAAGCAACCGAGACCAGCCAACAACCAAUGAUGCCUGCACGAGGGGCUCCCGCGUCGACGCCCGAGCGCGAGCAGCCAUCGCGCGAGAAGUCGUCGUGCGAGCAGCCAUCGACGCCCGAGCCCGGACAGCCGUCGGCGCGCGAGUGCGAGCAGCCGCCGACACAGGAGCGCGAGCAGCCGCCGACACAGGAGCGUGGGCGAUCACCGACGCCCGGUCACGAACCCUCGGCCUAUGCGCGCGAUAGACCAGUGGCACUCAGACGGGGGAAACGCAGUAUAAUACCCCCGAAACGUUACGCCGAGUGACACGAUACGCGCGAUGCACCUGUAAAGAGGGGGGAGUGUCAUGUAGUGACUUGCAGUGUUUACCCUUGCAGUGUUUACCCUUGCAGUGUUUUAGCGUGCUCGCAAAGGCAGUGUUUUAGUACGCAGACAUGCUUGUGCAGAAUGCGCCGCGCCAGGUUGGCAAGCAGUUGUGAAAUACAGACUCACGUAGCAGAUCGGGGAUUGUGAUGAACUGUGGUGAACUAAUGAGUGAACUAAUUAGUUGACUCCAGCUAAUCGCUGGCGGUGUCCAGUGGUUUCUGUGCUGCCGUACUGAUGAAGACCAUCUCGCACUGGUGUUCUGUGCCCG
Molecule: messenger RNA, 5422 nt
Organism: Amphibalanus amphitrite
Lineage: Eukaryota; Metazoa; Arthropoda; Thecostraca; Balanomorpha; Balanidae
Exons: 2
Coding region: 1906-5094 (1062 amino acids)
Biological process (GO): proteolysis; DNA integration
Molecular function (GO): nucleic acid binding; aspartic-type endopeptidase activity
Source: RefSeq, a predicted model, not a curated record